AGAAAAUACGGGCACUUGCUACGCAAUUGUAAUAUUCCUAUUGCACCAGGAAUUAUAAUCUUAUUUUGGUGUGUUUCACACCAAACGAGCCUACUUUUUCUCGCCAUCUGGCACGUUGUCCUCCAAAUCGACGCCAUUGCUCGCUCACGUUUCCAGACACUCUCUUUCCAGCGGUUUUAUGACUUUGUUGAGUCGAAACGAUUUGCUGCAAAGCCGGCUAGUUAUAUUGCACCACAUAGGUGAACUAAAGCGAUCACCCACUAAAUCUUUUUUUAUGAAUUUCUGCAAGAACUGCCUAUUAUUGAAUCAGAAUAGAUACUUAUAUCAUUGGAAAAACAAAGCACAUCUGAACUCAAAAUGGCUGUCAAUGUCAACAUCAACAAGGCGGACGACCAGUUCUAUCGGUACAAAAUGCCCAAGCUGAUAGCUAAGGUGGAGGGCAAAGGUAACGGGAUCAAAACAGUCAUUGUCAACAUGCCAGAGAUCGCUAAAGCUCUCUCCAGACCCCCUACUUAUCCUACCAAAUACUUCGGAUGUGAACUUGGUGCCCAAACCCAAUUUGAUCUUAAGAAUGAUCGUUACAUAGUUAAUGGUUCACAUGAUCCCGCAAAGCUUGAAGAAUUGUUGCAUAACUUUAUUAAGAAAUUCGUGCUCUGCCAACAAUGUGAAAACCCUGAAACCGAUCUUGUUGUAUUGAUCAAGAAACAGAAGAUCAACCAACGUUGCAUUGCCUGUGGCUAUGUAGGGAUGGUUGAUAUGACACACAAGCUGACUACCUUCAUCUUGAAGAAUCCAGCUGAUGGUCCUGCUGCUACUCCGUCUAAGAAGGACAAGAAGGCUGCCAAACGCAAGGAGAAGGAGAAUGAAAAGAAGGGACGCUCCAGUCCCGAGGGCAAUCACAAUAACACUACUAAUGGUGAUGCUGCCAGUCCCAAGGAAGCUGUCAGGGAAACGACGCCUUCUAAGGAGAAAACACCUGCUAAAGAUAAGAAUCAUGUCAACAAGGCCAAGCUAAAGGACGAUGACGAGGAUGAUGAUGAUUGGGGUGAAGACUUCAACGAGGAGGAAAUCAAGGCCAGGAUGGAAGAGCUCUCUCAUGCUGCUAAGGCCCUCACUAUGGAUGAUGACCUGGAGAAGUCAUCAAGUGAAAGGCUGGACAUCUUCUACAAGUUUGUCAAGAAUAAACUUAUGAAGAAUGAGAUAGUGGGCCAUGACAAGUCCAUCCUUGCUGAAGCAGACCGCCUUGAAGUGCGCGACAGGGCCCCCUUGGUGCUGGUCGAACUGUUGCUGACUGAAGAUGUCCUCAACGACCUGAAGAAGUACUGGGUGGUAUUCCUGAGGUUCUGCCAUGAAAACAUCAAAGCACAGCGCUACCUGCUCGGUGGCUUUGAACUGCUGGUCGGGAAGGUGCACAGAGAUACCCUUCUGCCUAAAGUUCCUCACAUCAUCAAAUCCCUGUAUGACCUGGAAAUUCUUGAGGAAGAGGUUAUCCUGGAAUGGGGUGAGAAGCCAACUAAGAAGUACGUCGAGAAAUCAGUGAGUGAAGAAAUCCACAAGAAUGCUGAGCCGAUGUUGAAGUGGUUGGCUGAGGCUGAGGAAGAGGAGGCAAGUGAUGAGGAAGAUGAGGAUGAAGAUGACGAAGAUGGGGAUGUACAGGUUGUUUACAAGAAGGAUGCCACCAAGGUUCACACCAAGACCAUCAAGGCUGAACCCGUCAAGCCAGCUGCCCGUCCGGCACAGGAAGUAGAGGAAGAAGACUUCGACAUUGACGCUAUCUAAAUCACAUACCAUCAGACGCACGUUUUUUCAUCCUAUGAAUGAUCAAUUGGAUGGUAGCAAUUUCUGCAUGGUUCUCCGUUAAUCAGAUGAUCAUAAUUUCUGAUACUGAAAACUAUUUGGUGUUUUGCUUGAGUUGAGUCGUUCUGAAGUUGCUGUGGGAAUUUCAAACUAGUUCUCAUUUUGGGCUAGUUCCAUUUUGAUUGGAUGUUGCACCCUUAUAAAGUUUAUGAUCCUCCUUUGGUCUUCGCCAUAGUUAUUUGUGAUAUUUGUCUGUUGAUCGCUGGCACCAAUUACAUUUCUUGAACUCUUUUCCUUAGUUCCAUGAGCUGUCUCGCUUAAGUUCAAAUAAAAGGCUUUCAAUUCAAAGAUUGACAAGCCAUAUUGUUUUGAAAUGUCACAUAGAUCAUGAAUAUGUAACUUUUAUGGCAUUGCGAUAAAUGACAACAGAGGCAAUGAGCACAAAUGAUGUCACGCACAUCAUAUCGCCUAGGAUGCCUUUUAUGACGUCACCAACACUCUGUGACGUCACACAAACCUUUUUCUGUUGACUGUACUAUUUGUCGCAUAUGCAUGAAACGUACAUAUUUGGCAACAGAUCUUUAUCAUUUGGCAUGUGUGACCCGCUCUACCAAAACUAGGCGCUUGUCGCAUCUGAACUCGACAGGUUGAUACAGACUUGUUGUUCAUUUCCCUAUUGUAGACCUUUUGUGAAAUCUAUUACAAACUGAUUUGGUCACAUUUCACAAAAGGUCUACAAUAGGGAAAUGAACAACAAGUCCGUAUCAACCUGUCAAGUUCAGAUGCGACAAGCGCCUAGUUUUGGUAGAGCGGGUCACAUUUGGUAACAGAUCUUUAUCAUUUGGCAUGUUAUCUUAAUCUGAGGCAAUCGUAAGAUUCUGUUCUAUUUGAGCUUCAAGUGGGGAUUGGACUAAGGAUUGGACAUAUUGGGGUAAGAUGGGGAAUGGUGGAUGAAUGGGCUGCUGUGCUACUUGCUUGACAUCGAUGGAGGAAAUAUAUGGUUUACAAGACAAAAGUUCUGCUGUACUGAUAGGGGGUUGAUUUUGAAAAUAUCAAAUCAACAGCUCGAAACACGAGGUCUAAAGCAAACCAUUAGUUGUUCAAUUCACCGUGCCAUUUUUAUAUAUCUGUUGAUUGGACAAAAUUUUGAGCUGAAUAAUUGUUUUUGAGGUGUAGGGUAAUUUUCUCUGAUGAUUUCUUGUUUAACCAUGUCUGAUGUCCCACUGCCUAUAAAUAAGUUUGUUUACUGUCCUAUGUCUUUUGAUGCUAUACACACCCUGGAGACCUGCGUUGUAUGUAGUAUAUUAGGAAAAAAAACCCAUGCAUUGUAGUUUGUAUAUUGCAUGUAUCUUCUACAUUGUAUCACAUGAGGAGUAGUCCAUCUCAUCUGAUGGUUUAAGCAUCAGCAAUGCCCUAAACGUCAAUCACUUGGUCCUUUCUAAAAAACACCUUUCUGUCAAAGAAACUUUUGACUUGCAUGUCUGACUGCAGUUUUCAUCUUAGAAAUUUAAGAUUUUGAGAUGAGAUGGACUACAGUAGUUUUGGAACGCUUCCAUUGCAUCACCGGUGUCCCACGGAUGGAAUGAAGUCCCAGUGUAAGGAUGAAAAUUCCCAGUGACAUAGUAGAGCUUACUUAAUUAUAAACCCCUUUCAUCUGUAUCAUCAUUUAAUCAAACCUUGUCACAGUCAUGGGAACUUCGUUUUUCAAUCAAUGUCACCCCUGAGCAGUGUUCAUCAUCCAUUAUUGGCUUUGAUAGCUUACCUUGUGUAUGGCCAGUUUUAGAGUUCCAUCUUCUUAGAGACCAACGCUUUGAUAGUAGCGAGUAGAAACUUCGUCAUGAGCCUCUGUAAAGGUGACAUUCCCUAGUUUUUCAUCAACAAUUGCUUCGGUAGAUUAUCAAAAUGAGUUGUCAGUUGCUUGAAAUGAGAAGAAAUGUCAAAACUUGUAACAUAAUAAAGGUGGUUUAUUUCAGCUUAAAGGCAGGGUAUGCCCUGAAGAUAAUGUGCUUGUACAGAUGAUAUUUGUUGUUCAUCCAUUUAAUUUAUCUGAAAAUGGUCGAUUCAGAGAGAAUGUCACCAAGAAACUUAGGAAAUAUAAAAUUAUUGGUGAAAUUCUUUUGGAUUGGAAACAUUUCGUUCAUUGUUUUGAUUCACAAGUUUCAAAGUUACCAAUGAAAAUGUUUUGAGACUUUUGGCUUAAAAAUGUUAUUUCAUAUAGAGAUAUACUUGCUAAUAUGUCAUACAUCUUUUUCGUUAGGAAACUUCUAUUUCAUUUCUUUUCGUGCACCUUAUGUAUUUGUUUUACCUCGAGCUCAUAAUAUUAGUGUCGAGUCACUGAAGGCAUCUGAAGGUUGCCCUUUUUCUGGUUCAUUAUUUGUGACUUUUGGUGCACCUUACAGAAAUUCAGUCUCAAACUUCUAGUUUCAAUGUUAAAACACUGAAUACCUUUGCAAAAAUUAACUGAUGUGACUACCUUGUUAAAUCACUGAGAACUUGGAAGGUGAGGUACUGCACUUUGUUAUCAUGUGGGCUUUAGUAUGUUAAUUGUACUUGUAUGUGAGCUGGUCUUUAUCACUGCUUAGCACGUGGAAAGUCUGACAACCACCAUGCCAAACAUCAGGUUUGACAAGUUCAGACUAAAAUCCAUCACUUUUUACAUUACCGUGUCUAGCCUUGGGGAUAUUUUGGUUCUGUUUUUCAUCAUUUCGGGUGGGUACGGUGUGAUUUUCUUUCUGCGGGGCACAGGUUUUUGCCCUUUGAUCAUGUAGUAUGAUUGUAUUGUGUACUUAUGAAGGAAUAGCUGUUCUGCCCAGCAGAUGGCUCCGUAUACAUUCAUACAGGUUAUGUUGAUAUAUAGAUAUGAUUCAAAUUGAUCUCUUUUCACUUCUACAAGGUCUGUGGCAAAAAGUAAGUUCGUGCCCCUGUCUUUGGUUUGACUUGAACCACAAUGGUCCAAGAAAGACAAGGCAUAGCAUUGAUAAUGAAAUAACUAAUCCAUGAAUGGAUAAUGCAAUUCAUUCUUCUAAUGGAAUUCAUUCUUCGACUGGGCCAGUUGACCCAUGAAAAUGGACCUACCUUAUACGAGUGAAAAGAGAGUAUCUUCAUUGUACGUUGUGUUCUUUUGGUUUGAAUGUGAAGGCCUGGAAUGGCAAAUAAAUAUGAUUUGCCUUACAA
Messenger RNA from Lineus longissimus, 4971 nucleotides. Its product is annotated as eukaryotic translation initiation factor 5-like. The coding region runs from base 358 to 1779 and encodes 473 amino acids. Gene Ontology annotation, biological process: translational initiation; formation of cytoplasmic translation initiation complex; formation of translation preinitiation complex. Gene Ontology annotation, cellular component: cytosol. The transcript is spliced from 12 exons. NCBI's taxonomy places the organism in Eukaryota, Metazoa, Nemertea, Pilidiophora, Heteronemertea, Lineidae. The record is from RefSeq and is a predicted model, not a curated record. Gene Ontology annotation, molecular function: eukaryotic initiation factor eIF2 binding; GDP-dissociation inhibitor activity; translation initiation factor activity.